AUGUUGGCUGGUCGCCUUGGCCCUAGACGGUUAACCUCAUCUGAGGAGUCCGUGAUGAACUGCCUUUCCAACGAGGUUGCCGUGGAGACUAUGCUCGUAGUGGGCGUGCAGAUCGUUCAUACGGCCUCGAGGAACUGUGGUGCUACUCGACAACAACUUUGUCAGUAUUUGACGUAUGCCGCGGAGACUUUGAAUAUGGAAGUGCUGUGUGAGCCCAACUAUGUGGUGGCACUUGAACGCACUACUCCUAUGACCAUCGAUGGUCUGCGGACCUCUCUCACUGGCUUGAGCGAUGUGAAUGACAAGUUUGCCUCGAAGCAAUGGAAUUUAGAGUUAAUCGGCAUGGAUGAGGCGUGGAAGGCGAUUGAGGAGCGUACACUUCGAGAGGUCGUUGUUGCGGUCAUUGAUUCGGGUGUUGACUACCGACAUGAAGAUCUCUAUGGGAACAUCUUCAAUGACGAUGGUUGCUCUCAUGGUUAUAACUUUUAUGAUGAUAACACUGAGGUUAAUGAUGUGAAUGGUCACGGCACGCACUGUGCUGGUAUAUUGGGUGCCGAGAGUGACAACCGUAUUGGAGUAGCAGGCAUCGCUGAAGUGAAGAUCAUGCCCUUGAGAGUCUUUGGUCCAGAUGGUGUUGGGGAUGUUCGGCUAGCUCUCAAGGCAUUGAACUAUGCCGUGGAGAACGGUGCUGAUCUGUCGUCGCAUUCGUAUGGGAGCUCAGAUUUCAGUGCGACAUUUCGAGUGGCGAUAUCGAGAGCCGCUGAGAAGGGCCAUCUGGUCGUUGCUGCUGCUGGAAAUGAAGGUCGCGACAUGAGCGUUGAUAAAGUGUAUCCUUGCGCCUUCACUGAGCAGAUCGAUAUGUUAUGUGUGGCCUCUAGUGGCAAGGGGUCGAAUGAUCGACUCGCUCCUCAUAGUAACUAUGCCGCCUUUGUUGAUAUCGCAGCUCCUGGAGAGGAAAUACCAUCGACUUACCCGAACAAUGAGUACGUUUACAUGACUGGUACCUCAAUGGCCACUCCACACGUCACUGGUGUUGCGGCACUUCUGUACGCCUUGGGUCUUUCUAGAGAGGAUGUGAGUAAUUCUAUUCUGGCAUCCACUGAUGUUCUCACUACUGGUCUNNNNCCUUGGGUCUUUCUAGAGAGGAUGUGA
This is a messenger RNA of Perkinsus marinus ATCC 50983, 1152 nucleotides long. Its product is annotated as Thermophilic serine proteinase precursor, putative. Gene Ontology annotation, biological process: proteolysis. Lineage: Eukaryota; Perkinsozoa; Perkinsida; Perkinsidae. Gene Ontology annotation, molecular function: serine-type endopeptidase activity. The transcript has 2 exons. The record is from RefSeq and is a predicted model, not a curated record. Bases 1 to 1152 code for a protein of 383 amino acids.